Molecule: messenger RNA, 1699 nt
Organism: Gekko japonicus
Lineage: Eukaryota; Metazoa; Chordata; Lepidosauria; Squamata; Gekkonidae
Gene: AVEN
Product: apoptosis, caspase activation inhibitor
Exons: 5
Biological process (GO): negative regulation of G2/M transition of mitotic cell cycle
Source: RefSeq, a predicted model, not a curated record
GCUGCUGCUGAUCUAGAAUUGCAAGAAGAGGAAAAGGAAGAACAGGGAAGUUAUUCAAGAAGAAAGGUAGUUUCCAACUGGCAACGUUACGAAGAUGCUGAGAAGGAAACACAAAGUGACAGCAGUGAAUCUCAGCGUGGGACAGACUUUAGUGUUCUGCUUAGCUCUGCAGGUGAUUCCUUUACACAGUUCAGAUUUGCAGAAGAAAAGGAGUGGAUCACAGAAAACCUUUGCCCUAAACAGUUGCCUGGGUUCUAUGCUGACUGCGAGUCUUUGGCCCAAGCAUUGGAAGAGCUGUCUCUGCAUCUCAAACUAAAUGUGGCUGCUGAUCUGGUGCAGGAUGCAAUGCCUGUCACACUCCCUCCAAUUAAAUCAAAAAGUAAUGACAUCUCCAAGAGGAGUGGUGCUCAGUUACAGCAGCUUGUGGGGCAAAGUCCAGUUGUGCCAAGUAGUUGCUCUGCCACAGUCUCUGCUAGCCACUUGAUGCAGCCUAAUAAAGAUGGAUUUGAAAUUAUUUCUUCAGAGGCCCUCCAGAAAAGCCCUUUAGUUUCACACCAAGGAACAGAUCAAUUGGACAAAGACCUUGAUUUACUCCUGAAAUUGGAUGCUCCUGUUGAUUAUGAAACCAGCUCUGUAAUGGAAGCAGUGUCCCAGGCUGAAGAGUUAGAGCAAGAUCUGAAAAUAUCUCAUGACGACAAUGUCUCUUUAGAACUCUGUGGGCCUGGAGAAAAAAGUGCAGCAUCUCAACAGCAGGAAGUUGUAUCCAAAAGUAUUACUGAGGAAGACCUUGAAGACUGGUUAGACAGCAUGAUUUCCUAAGGCCUGCAAUUUGGCUGUUAUACUAGCAACUGAAAAAUGAAUUAAGAGAACAGUGGCUAUAUAUGAAAUAUUCCAUUUGCAAGCAUUCAAAUUUAGCUGUUUCACCCUGAUUUCUAAUUAUAUUGCAUGACAUUCUGAAACAGCAUAUGUGGACAACGUCCAGGAAAGAUGUGUGUUAUCAGCAGACAAUUAUUUGUAUCAAAACGUCUAAAGAAAUGUAAUUACAUUAAUCUAGAAUUCUUGUAUAAAAAGUCAGAGUUGUAUAAGUGGCUUAGGCUGCAGCCUAACACAGAUAAAAGCAAAACAUUUUCUGGCUUUUGUUGUGCAACUGUAAAAUAGAACUGGUAAGUGAAAUUGUGUGUUAAUUCUGUAGUUUGUAAUACAGCUUUCAGAAUGGUUUCUAACAAAAUAUAAUUAAGUUUGACAAAAGUAUGACAACAUUGGGAUUUGGUUUGUAAAUUCUUUAUUGCAGUGGGCACUUCUUAUUUGAAGGAAAAAUGCAUAAACAUAGCAAUUUUACCACUAGUUGACCAUAAAGCAUUAUUUUUAUUUGGCCUAAUUUUUACUUCUGUAAGAUUGUGAGACAAUAUAUUUCUUUUACCAGCUGCAUCUAAUAAGCUAUUAUUAAAACAAGUGUGUGACUACCUUUCAAGUAUUUCAUACAGUUAGACAUGAAAGCAACACAACUGAUUUAACAAAAAUGUCAAUCCAAAAUGCUAACAAACACUUUUGCAUAGCUAUUUUUGCAGAGUUUUAAGGCACUUAAUUAGGAUUUCAGGGGCAAUAAAGUGUUUCAGCAAAACUUUCUAUCUUCUCACAUUAAUUAGGAAAUGACAUGGGGAGUACCAGGGCUGGUUGAAAUAUUGUUAAAUAUCACAAC